AUGUCCGUGACUGGUAAGCCUGCUCACAGGCUCUCCUUUGAGGAGGUGCCUUCGGAGAAUGGCUCUUUACCCGAAGUCAAGAAGGGCACCGAUGCCGACGCUGCCGAUAUGUCAAGAAUGGGCAAGAAGCAAGUCUUAAGAAGAGAAUUUCGCUUCAUCUCAGUUGUCGGAUUCAUUUGCAUUCUUCAGUCGACUUGGGAAGGUGCCCUCCUGUCUAACAGCCAAUCGUUGCAUAAUGGUGGUCUAGCGGGCACAGUAUGGACUUUUAUCAUCACAUGGCUCUUCACGCUAUGUAUGAUCGCGUCAAUGGCUGAGCUUGCUUCCAUGGCACCGACUGCAGGCGGUCAGUACCACUGGGUCAGUGAGUUUGCUCCACCAUCAUUGGAGAAGCCUCUUUCAUACAUUGUCGGCUGGAGUUCAUGGCUGGGUUGGGUGUCUGGUAUCCCCUCUUGCGCACAAUUCCUCGCCUAUCAAGUCGAAGGUCUUGUUCUCGUCAACAACCCAAACGCGGAUCUUGGAAGCCUGUGGCAGGUCGGCCUUUUGCUCUAUGCCUUCCUCUUCAUCACUUUUGGCUUCAACAUCUUUCUCUCGCACAAAUUGCCUCUUGCCGAAGGCAUGAUUCUUGUGCUUCACGUUCUGGCUUUCUUCGCCUACCUCAUCGUCUUUUGGGUCAUGGCUGACGUUGGCUCGGCCAAGACUGUUUUUACCGAGUUCACUAAUGGUGGCGGUUGGAGCAGCCAAGGUGUUUCCUGUCUUGUCGGUCUUGUCACUCCUAUCUGGUGUUUCAUUGGUCCUGAUGCAGGCGCACACAUGAGCGAGGAGUUGCGCGAUGCUUCUCGCGUGCUCCCCAAAGCCAUGAUGUGGGCGACUGUCAUCAACGGUGCACUCGGUUGUGUCAUGAUUAUCAGUUUCUGCUUUGCUGCUGGCGACAACCUGGACAACAUCAUGAACAGCAGCAUUGGAAUUCCUGUCGUGCAGCUGCUCUACAACGUCACAGGCUCCAAGGCUGGAACCUCUGUCAUGACCGUCAUCCUCUUGAUUCUCCAAUACUUCUCCGCCAUCACCACUAUCGCAUCUUCAUCUCGUCAAACUUGGGCUUUCGCAAGAGAUCGAGGCUUCCCCUUCAGCGAAUGGCUUAGCCGCGUGGACCCUCGCUGGGACGUCCCCGUCAAUUCUCUGCUGCUCUGUCUCGCCGUCUCGCUCAUCCUCGGCGCCAUCAACUAUGGCUCUGAAACUGCUCUCGACGCCAUCAUGUCAGUCUCCAACUCUGCACUGCUUUUCAGCUAUAUCGUUUGCAUUGGCUGUGUGCGUCUGAAGCGUUGGCGUGGCCAACCUCUCCUGCCCCGUCGAUUUGACCUGGGUAGAUGGGGUGCCCCUCUCAAUGAUGCAGCAUUAGCAUUUUUGAUUGUCGCUUUCAUCUUUUCUUUCUUCCCUGAAGAUGUCAAUCCCGAUGCACCGGAUAUGAAUUGGGCGAUUGUUAUUUGGGGUGCUAUGUGGGUGCUCGCGGGUGGAUAUUACUACUUUGGUGGUUCGAAGAAGUAUGUUAGUCCUGGUAGUUUGGUUAAGGAUCUGUAG
Molecule: messenger RNA, 1575 nt
Organism: Aureobasidium melanogenum CBS 110374
Lineage: Eukaryota; Fungi; Ascomycota; Dothideomycetes; Dothideales; Saccotheciaceae
Product: amino acid transporter
Exons: 3
Coding region: 1-1575 (524 amino acids)
Biological process (GO): transmembrane transport
Cellular component (GO): membrane
Molecular function (GO): transmembrane transporter activity
Source: RefSeq, a predicted model, not a curated record